Molecule: messenger RNA, 2843 nt
Organism: Helianthus annuus (common sunflower)
Lineage: Eukaryota; Viridiplantae; Streptophyta; Magnoliopsida; Asterales; Asteraceae
Exons: 2
Coding region: 147-1304 (385 amino acids)
Source: RefSeq, a predicted model, not a curated record
UAUCAGAGCCUCGGUUCUGAAAUCCCAAAUAACCCAGCAGAUUUUUUUUUUUUCAGCCUAUUUCUUUUUCCAGCAGAUUCUUUUCCCAGCCGUCCCCUUAGUUCGAUUUCUUUUCCAGCCGAUUUCUUUUCUCGGUUCUGGUCAUCAUGCCCGGCACCGACAAACCUGAAUCCUCGGAUUCCAGUUCGAAACCAAACCUGUUGCACCCUGCUUAUUCCGUUACGAACAUUCAGUCAAAAAUUCGUACACUGGAUGGCACAACGGUCACCUAUUCAGCAUGGGUCAAGAUAUUUAAAUUACAUGCUGUUGCCUACAAAGUUUCGGCCCACAUAGACGGCACCGCAGCCCCAUCAAAAACUGAUCCCACAUACGAUUCUUGGCUCGAACUUGAUGCUUUAGUUCUACAGUGGAUAUGGAGCACUGUCUCUGACGACCUCCUGCCUCGAGUCAUGGAUUCGGAUGGCACCGCACGCGGUGCAUGGGUCAAAUUGGAGAAAAUUUACUUGAGUAACAAGAAAGCUCGGGCGGCGGCGUUAGAGACAAAAUUCGUAAACCUUACUCUUGCAGCAUGCUCCUCCUUGGAUGAUUAUUGUCGAAAGCUGAAGGAUUUAGCAAACCAACUUGAAGAUGUUGAUCAACAGAUUUCCGAGUCACGUCUCGUUCUUCAAUUGGUCCAUGGAUUGCCUCAAGAAUUUGACACUACCGCCUCAUUAAUCAACUCUACCAACGCUGAUUGGGAUCAGGCUCGUUCCAUGCUCACCGAUGAACUUAUCCGCAUAGAGGCACGCAAAUCCAACUCUUCCUCGGUCUUGGUUGCCACUGGCCCUUCUAAUCGAUCUUCACAACAGCAGCCCUCCCAGCAACAGCCGCAAUCUUGGAGUCAACAACAGCCGCCAGCAUGGUCUUCUCAGCAACAGCAGCCUCAAAACUUUCACCGCAGCCGCGGACGCGGCCGAGGAUCGUGGAACAGAAACAGGGGAGGCCGUGGAGGUCGGGAUUCAGGCCGCAACCAAUCCUACUCACCUUGGCCGACCCAACCACCACAAUACCCUACAUGGGCCUGUGGAAUGUUCUACCAUGUCCCUACCCUUCACAACCGGCCUGGCCAAACCCUGGCCCUUACGCACCUCACCACACAGGUACUCCUCCAUCUGCAGCCAACAGGUCGACAAACACAGGCCCUUCGGCCCCACCUGCCUACUACACGGCUGAUCAGCAAUCAACCGGCUAUGGACAGCAGGCCCCACCUGUUGGUUUCGACGCACUUAACCCAGCAGAGUUGCAAGCAGCAUUUAACGCCAUGAAUAUGAAUCAGCAACCACCGGACCCGGGACUAAUGGACACUGGCGCGGGCUCCCAUGUUACCGAGAAUUCAGAUCUCAAAACUGGACAGCACCUUUCCUGCCACAAUAGUACCGGAGACGUCUACCCAAUCACACCACCACAACUUCCGCCACAAGCCUGCUUCAUUACCACAUCUAAUCUACCAUGGCAUGAUCGACUUGGGCAUCCUGGAGCGCAAGUCUUAGAUAUUCUUAGUCGAAAAUUUAAUUUUUUAUGUAAUAAAGACAUAUCUACUACUUUUUGUAAUUCAUGCCAUCUAUCUAAUAGUAAACGUUUGCCUUUUUAUACGUCCAGAUCCUUCACUUUUUCCCCGUUCGACAUUAUUCACUGUGAUUUAUGACCUGUCGUCAGUAAAACCGGUUAUAAAUAUUACAUGGUUCUUAUAGAUAACUUCUCACACUUCGUGUGGGUCUACCCUUUGAAAUACAAAUCUAGACUUUCCCCACCUUUGUUAAAUUUCACCGUCUUAUCCUUACCCAAUUCAACCGCCCCAUAAAAACCUUCCAAUGUGACUUGGGCGGGGAAUUUGACAACAACAUGUUUAAACAAUUUGCUCAUCAGCAGGGACUCCUAUUUCGGUUCUCUUGCCCUCAGACAUCCUCCCAAAAUGGGAAAGCCGAACGAAUGAUUCGUCGGUUAAACGACAUCAUCCGGUCCCUUCUCAUACAGGCCCAUUUACCUCCCGCAUUUUGGGUCGAGGCUCUUCAUACCGCCACAUACCUUCACAACAUACUUCCCACGAAACGCCUAAAUUUUUUUACACCCACUUUUGCCCUUUAUCUUCGUCACCCAACCUAUGAUCACCUCCGCGUGUUCGGGUGCGCAUGUUACCCGAAUACCUCGGCUACCCAACCACACAAAUUACACCCACGUGCAAUUUGUUGCAUCUUUUUAGGUUACCCCGCUGAUUUUCGUGGGUAUCGGUGCCUCGACCCUACCACAGGAAAGGUUCACAUAUCCCGCCAUGUCACCUUUGAUGAGCAGACCUUUCCAUACUCCCAACCUAUACCCUCGGCUACAUACUCUUUUUUGGACGACUCGAUCCCCACCGGGUUUACCUUCGGCCAAACGCCGACCCCCAAACCCGAUGUCACGGCCCCUUAUCCGUUUACCUAUUCUCGUCGACCACGGUCCACUGCCACUCACCCCUUAACCCAUCCGGCCACCGGCCCACAACAACCUCCACAAUCCUCAGCCGGCCCACCCCCAAUCCCUAACGCCCCACCCGGCCCAGCUACUCCAGCCGCCACACACCCAGCCCAGCCCAACCAACAUCCGCCACCCUUACACCUCGGCCCGCUUCUUCAAAUAACAUCCACCCAAUGUCGACCCGAUCCAAAACCGGUUCGAUUAAACCUCCGGUUUACCCAACCCUUAUGACCACCUCUAUUUCGCCCGUCCCAACCACCUAUGCUAAAGCCUUUGCCGACCCUAAUUGGGUACAUGCCAUGCAAACAGAAUUUAAUGCUUUACAGGAAAACGAAACAUGGGAAUUGGUU